UCGCAGAAGCGCAUCUCUCCGGAUAUUCUCUUCAGUUCGUCUUUUGAGCGCUUCUCCUGUCUCCAGUCCUUUCUCUCGUCCUUUCUGUCCUCUGCUCCUUUAAUCCGUGCCGCAUUAAAAGAAAGGGAAAAAGGGGGAGAGGGCGCAGAGAGAAUAGUGCACCGGUCCCCUGAAUCAUUCCAGAUGGCUGCCUCUGAAUCACUGGAUGAGAUUGGGUUCUCGGGUUCAGAGCUGUAAGGAGCUGGUGCUUCGGAGAGAAAGGCGGCUCUGGUGUGACAACUCAGCAGUGCCUCAGGAUCGGCUGUAGGUUUGUUGGAAGUCAGGCGAAAUCUCAGGACAUGGAGGGUUGUUAGUUCGAUUAAGGAGUAAGAGAGUUGCUUUGAGCGCAGCUGCUAACUUCUGGUGAACAUUUUGUCUCAUUUGCAAUCAAAAACUCCUUAAGUGGCCUGUAAUUGGAAGCAAAAUUGCCAUUUUGUGAGAUGGUCACAUGACUGCAGCAUGAUUACCAAAAAAGCCAAUUUGCAGCUUUAGCCCUGCUCAGUGAACAAUCAGAGACUCCCACCCACACACACUCCCACACAUGUGCGCCGUUUGCCAUGAAUCUGGCCACCAAGCUGCGGAGGAAUUUGAGGAGGCUGGUCAUCCUCCUCGCCACCUUCUGUUUUGUCAGUGUUUUAGUCUCCGCCUACUACCUUUACACAGGCUCCACCCAAGAACUGGACCUCGCAGACCGCGCCAUAGGUCCAGACUGUGCCGACCUCCGUGUGCUCCCCUUCCGACAGUCAGAGCCUCGGACGGCUAAACCUAUUGAUCCAUCCCGUAAAGACCCAGUGGUGCUGGUGUUUGUGGAGAGUCAGUAUUCUCAACUAGGACAGGACAUCAUAGCCAUUCUUGAAUCUAACCAAUUCCGCUACCAUGCCGAAAUCGCACCAGGUAAGGGUGACAUCCCACCACUAACACACAAAGGCCGUGGACGCUAUGCACUAGUCAUCUAUGAGAAUCUUCUCAAGUAUGUUGGAAUGGACGCAUGGAACCGUGACCUGCUGGAUAAAUACUGUGCAGAAUACAGUGUUGGUGUCAUCGCAUUUCACCGUGCUAGUGAAAAUUCUCAGCCUGCACUGCAACUCAAGGGUUUCCCUCUGACAUUAAGGACAAAUGUUGCACUUCGAGACUGCUGUGUAAACCCACGCUCUCCUCUACUCUACAUAACACGGGCAGAAGAGGACAGAGGGCAAUUACCGGGAGACGAUUGGACUGUCUUUCAGUUCAACCACUCCACGUAUGAACCAGUGCUCUUGGCUAAAACUCGGACCAGUGAGAGUGGGGCAGCCCAAAUGAUACCUGGUCCACAUGGUCUCCAUGCUACAGUUGUGCAGGACUUGGGUUUGUUUGAUGGGGUGCAGCGUGUGUUGUUUGGUCACGGGCUGAGCUACUGGUUGCACAGACUCAUAUUGGUGGAUGCCAUCGCCUAUCUCACUGGCAAGAAGCUAUCACGAUCUCUGGAGCGGUAUAUCCUGGUUGACAUAGAUGAUAUUUUCGUGGGGAAGAAAGGGACAAGAAUGAAUGUAAAUGAUGUAAAGGCUCUUCUGGAAACACAGACCAUGUUGAGGUCAUACAUCUCAAACUUUACCUUCAACCUGGGCUUUUCUGGGAAAUUCUUCCACACAGGUACGCAGGAGGAAGAUGAUGGAGAUGAUCUGUUGUUGAAAUAUGUCGAUGAGUUCUGGUGGUUUCCUCAUAUGUGGAGUCACAUGCAGCCUCAUCUCUUCCAUAAUGAAUCCUCUCUCAUGGAACAAAUGAUCUUAAACAAAGACUUCGCUUUGGACCAUGGUAUUCCAGUAGAUCUGGGAUAUGCAGUGGCCCCUCAUCACUCUGGUGUGUACCCAGUCCAUAUUCAGCUGUAUGAGGCUUGGAAGAAAGCCUGGGGAAUACAAGUGACCAGUACAGAAGAAUACCCACACCUCAAACCCGCACGCCACCGCAAGGGAUUCAUCCAUAAUGACAUCAUGGUGCUGCCCCGUCAGACAUGUGGCUUAUUCACACACACCAUCUUCUAUAAGGAAUAUCCGGGAGGCCCUAAAGAACUGGACAAAAGCAUACGAGGAGGAGAGCUGUUUCUGACCGUCCUACUCAACCCUAUCAGUAUAUUUAUGACUCAUCUCUCCAAUUAUGGGAAUGACCGCUUGGGACUAUAUACGUUCACUAACUUGGCUAACUUUCUGAAAUGCUGGACCAACCUGAGACUACACACACUUCCUCCACUGCAGCUCGCACACAAGUACUUCACACUCUUUCCAGAGCAGAGACACCCACUCUGGCAGAACCCAUGUGAUGAUAAACGGCAUAAGGACAUCUGGUCCAAAGAGAAGACUUGUGACAGACUGCCUAAGUUCAUCGUGGUCGGACCUCAGAAAACAGGCACAACAGCACUCUACCUCUUUCUGAUCAUGCACCCCUUCAUUUCCAGCAAUUUUCCAAGUGUGAAAACUUUCGAAGAAGUUCAGUUUUUCAACACCAACAAUUACCACAAAGGGAUCGACUGGUAUAUGGAGUUCUUUCCUGUACCUUCAAAUGUCAGCACAGACUUCCUGUUUGAGAAGAGCGCAAACUACUUCCCCUCAGAGGAGACGCCCAAACGAGCCGCUGCCCUGCUGCCCAAAGCCAAGAUCCUCACUCUGCUCAUCAACCCUUCAGACAGGGCAUACAGCUGGUAUCAGCAUCAGCGGGCUCAUGAAGACCCAGCAGCAUUGCAGUUCAGUUUCUAUGAGGUCAUUUUAGCUGACCAGCUCGCUCCACCUGAACUGCGCUCUCUACAGAACCGUUGUCUCAUACCUGGACUCUACGCAACACACCUGGAGAGAUGGCUCACAUACUACCCUCCAAAUCAACUGAUGAUUAUAGAUGGACAGCAGUUAAGGAAUGACCCAGCUAAAGUGAUGGACGAGCUACAGAAGUUUCUGGGUGUUACUCCUUAUUACAACUACUCCCAGGCACUCAUGUUUGAUCCUCAGAAGGGCUUCUGGUGCCAGCUGCUGGAGGGGGGUAAGACUAAGUGUUUGGGGAAGAGCAAGGGCCGCAAAUACCCACCCAUGGACUCUGAGUCACGAGCCUUUCUCUCCAGGUUCUACAGGGAGCAGAACAUUGAAUUGUCUAAGUUGCUACACAGAUUGGGUCAACCUCUUCCAGCCUGGCUCAGAGAGGAACUACAGAAGGUCAGGUAGCCCUAACCAAACAACUGCUCCUCGGGGUCAAAGCUCCAGGUUCACACCUCCAAUCGAACUAGACAUUUGAAAAGUACUCAAUGCCUCCUACAUGCAAGCUUGCGGAGCAAAGGUUGAAAAAAAUGCAACUCACCAAACAUGGGUGCCUCUGGAAAUCUAAUGUGUCCAUGGCAACAUGACAUAUUUGCUGCAAAAGGUAACCUUUUGAAAAAGACACAACAGGCGGUGAGAUACGAUCAUGUAACUGUGACCCUUGAACAUGCAGCCGAGUAAUGACUGCACAAAGACUUCAUAUCUGAAAAAAGCCCCCACAGACCUCCACCUAUAUAUACUAUCAUUUCCCCUAUCAGACACUGGACAUAAAGUUACUGCUUUAGAUUUUAUACUUCAUGGAUAUAGAACUGAAUUAGUCAAUGUCUGGCACAACCACUGUUCAUAACCUCACUCUUGCAAAUAUAUCAGUCAAUCAAUCAGCCAGGCAAAGUAAGGAUGCAAAAUUGUAAGAAUCACUAAUGGAAAAUAAAGAGCACAGUCCUGUUGGAGUCUUUCAGCUUGCUGCAUCGGCUGUAAACUGGUCAAUGCAGUGAUGUCAUUAUGAUGUCAAAGUCUCAGUCCACAAUUUGACCUGAAGAGUGAGAAUCAUUUGAGUGUCAUUGUGUAUGUAUGUGCAAGGGUAAAAACAUGUCUGCGUGCAUGUAUGUGUGUGUGUGUGUGUGUGUGUGUGUGUGUGUGUGUAGCCAGGUAGCCUUAGCUCUGCCCACUGGACUGCAACUGGUUGGCUGAUGAAUUUAAAGUGUGACUUUUAUUUUUGAAAACAAUUUGCCUCAAUACAGUGAGAAAGUGCUUUGAAAAUAUGUAAAUAACUAUAUAUAUAUUCAAUAAA
This is a messenger RNA of Xyrauchen texanus (razorback sucker), 4104 nucleotides long. RefSeq names its product N-deacetylase/N-sulfotransferase (heparan glucosaminyl) 3 (gene ndst3). Gene Ontology annotation, molecular function: deacetylase activity; heparan sulfate N-sulfotransferase activity. Lineage: Eukaryota; Metazoa; Chordata; Actinopteri; Cypriniformes; Catostomidae. The record is from RefSeq and is a predicted model, not a curated record. The transcript has 14 exons. The coding region runs from base 597 to 3221 and encodes 874 amino acids. Gene Ontology annotation, cellular component: Golgi apparatus.